CGUCGCUGCGGCGACACUCGCACCCGCUGCCGCCAUGACUGAGCAGAUGACCCUUCGUGGCACCCUCAAGGGCCACAAUGGCUGGGUUACCCAAAUCGCUACCACCCCGCAGUUCCCGGACAUGAUACUGUCCGCCUCUCGAGACAAGACCAUCAUCAUGUGGAAGCUGACUAGGGAUGAGACCAACUAUGGCAUCCCGCAGCGAGCUCUUCGGGGUCACUCCCACUUCGUUAGUGAUGUGGUCAUAUCUUCAGAUGGCCAGUUUGCCCUCUCAGGGUCCUGGGACGGAACCCUUCGCCUCUGGGAUCUCACAACGGGCACCACCACAAGACGAUUUGUAGGCCAUACCAAGGAUGUACUGAGUGUUGCCUUCUCCUCUGAUAACCGUCAGAUUGUCUCUGGAUCUCGAGAUAAAACCAUCAAGUUAUGGAAUACUCUGGGUGUAUGCAAAUACACUGUCCAGGAUGAGAGCCAUUCAGAGUGGGUAUCUUGUGUCCGCUUCUCGCCCAACAGCAGCAAUCCUAUCAUUGUCUCCUGUGGCUGGGACAAGCUAGUCAAGGUAUGGAAUCUGGCUAACUGCAAGCUGAAGACUAACCAUAUUGGCCACACUGGCUAUCUGAACACUGUGACAGUGUCUCCAGAUGGAUCCCUUUGUGCUUCUGGAGGCAAGGACGGGCAGGCCAUGCUAUGGGAUCUCAAUGAAGGCAAACACCUUUAUACUUUGGAUGGAGGAGACAUCAUCAAUGCUCUGUGCUUUAGCCCCAACCGCUACUGGCUCUGUGCUGCCACAGGCCCUAGCAUCAAGAUCUGGGACUUAGAAGGCAAGAUCAUUGUAGAUGAACUGAAGCAAGAAGUUAUUAGUACCAGCAGCAAGGCAGAGCCACCCCAGUGUACAUCUUUGGCCUGGUCUGCUGAUGGCCAGACCCUGUUUGCUGGCUACACAGACAACCUGGUGCGAGUGUGGCAGGUGACCAUCGGCACCCGCUAAGCAUUUUUGGCAUGACUAUGACAAUAAAUUGACUUUGACUUAUGUA
Oryctolagus cuniculus (rabbit) is the source of this 1034-nucleotide messenger RNA. It is a transcript of the gene RACK1, whose product is annotated as receptor for activated C kinase 1. The record is from RefSeq and is a predicted model, not a curated record. Lineage: Eukaryota; Metazoa; Chordata; Mammalia; Lagomorpha; Leporidae. Gene Ontology annotation, molecular function: translation regulator activity; ribosome binding; protein binding.